CUCGCCGCCUCUCUCCAGCUCGCUCUCGAAGCGCCGCCCCCCCCCCCCCGAGCCGCCCAAAAUGUCUGAAAACGGCUCUCCCAACAACGUGCAGCACAAGCCCGAGGACGGCGGCCAGAGCGAACACCUGAACAUCAAGGUCACGGACAACAACAACGAGGUGUUUUUCAAGAUCAAGCGCACCACGGCCCUCGGCAAGCUCAUGAACGCCUUUUGCGACCGCCAGGGAAAGAACAUUUCCAGCGUCCGGUUUCUCUUCGACGGCCAGCGUGUGACGGCCCAAGACAACCCGGAUACGCUCGACAUGCAAGACGGCGACACGCUCGAGGUCCACCAGGAGCAGAUUGGCGGCUGCUGACGAGGCAGCCAACAAAAAAAAACGGCGCCAAACCCUGUUUCUGGGCUUCCUACCCAUCAUCCGCUUCCCGGUCCCGACAACCGGCGGCUCCUCCUCAGGCACCUCACGCACUUGUCUAUACUACUCUUCCUCUCUCCCCCCCCCCCCCCAC
This is a messenger RNA of Exserohilum turcica Et28A, 509 nucleotides long. RefSeq lists its product as uncharacterized. Gene Ontology annotation, biological process: protein sumoylation. Bases 62 to 358 code for a protein of 98 amino acids. Gene Ontology annotation, cellular component: nucleus; septin ring. Lineage: Eukaryota; Fungi; Ascomycota; Dothideomycetes; Pleosporales; Pleosporaceae. The transcript has 2 exons. The record is from RefSeq and is a predicted model, not a curated record. Gene Ontology annotation, molecular function: protein tag activity; ubiquitin-like protein ligase binding.